Messenger RNA from Tachysurus fulvidraco (yellow catfish), 1698 nucleotides. RefSeq lists its product as uncharacterized. Lineage: Eukaryota; Metazoa; Chordata; Actinopteri; Siluriformes; Bagridae. The transcript has 13 exons. Bases 99 to 1340 code for a protein of 413 amino acids. The record is from RefSeq and is a predicted model, not a curated record. Gene Ontology annotation, molecular function: oxidoreductase activity, acting on metal ions.
GAAUAAUAAAGCAUGGGGUGUAUCAAGCAAACUUACAGAUAAACAUCCAGAAAUAGAAAAGAAGACUCCUACCAUACAAUAAGAGAUUCUGAUUUAAGAUGAAGCUCCAAGUUAUAAUCUUUAUUUACUUAGGAGGAUCCAUGUUACACUUCGUGAAAUGUUACAGCAGUGGUAAUUUUGAUAGUAUUCCUGUUAUAUGUCAGACUAUGGCAGUUGAUCACGACAACGCUCAGCCUCAGGAAACUGAACCGCCUUUUAAAGUUGAUCCAGAUAAUAUCACUAUCGGUCCUGAAGAUGUGGAAAAACCCAUUGAUGUAACACUGAAAGCAGAUCAAGGUCAAUCAUUCAAAGGUUUUAUGUUGGAAGCACGAAAACCAGGGGACACAACUCCUCAGGGGAGUUUUGUUUUGACGAACCCAGAUCUCAGCAGACUUCAAAAAUGUAAUGGUGCAAACGGUAAAGCAGUAACACAAACAGAUAACCGAAGAAAGACCGAAAUAAAAGUUAUAUGGAGUGCUUCUGAAAGUGGAAUAUAUUUUUUCAGGGCUACAUUUGUUAAGGAGUUUAGUAUAUUCUGGCUCUUUAAAGAUGUCCCUUCCACAACCACCGCACCACCAACAACAACUACCACCAUAAUGAUCUCAACAUCAACCUCAGAUGUCUCUUUCACAACCCUGACACCAACAACAACAACUAACUCCAUAAUGAUCUCAACAACAACCUCAGACAGUAAACCUGCUCCAAAAGAAGGUUUGCCUGAAUUAUAUCUAUCUCAACAUUUGAUCAGUUAUCUUUCGCUUGCUGUGUGCAGUCCUUUCCUACUGAAAGCCAGUGUAUGUGUUUGGAUGAAGGUGACAUCAUUUCUGUCUUUGGUAUUUUCACUGUCUGCAUUCAUCCUCUCUGUGAUACACACCAAACAACUUGUCGGCAAAAUUCUGGCAGGAGCUGCAGUGAGUCUGAACUUGGGCCAAACCAUUCUAAUAUUCUUUCUCUGCAGACCAAGCCAUAAAUUAAGGACGAUUUUCCUUUGGGUGCUCAGAGUGGUUGCAUUCAUAAACCUAUGUUUUACAAUUGCUGCAAUAUAUUUUGGUCUUGUGGAGCUUUACUCCAAAAACUUCUGCAUCUUGCCCUCCAUAUUGAUGGGAGUUUAUUUAGCAUGCCACUUGUUGUCAUAUCCAUUUUUUAUAUAUGGGAAACUAAAACAAAAGAACCAACACCAAACUGCAUCAAGUAGGCAGAUUUAUAAGGUUUCUUGCUGGUGUAGCUGCUUGGUCAUUUUUAGUUGGAUGAAUAUAGCAUUUACUAUAGCACUCGAAUUAGCAUUAUUUUUGUGUGAUUAAUACCUGAACAGUCCAUGAUAUUUUAUUGUUACCCUUUUUUUACUGCUACCCUUUUAUUUUGUUUAUUUUUUAAAUUUCAGAUAUGUGUUCUGCUGAAAAUGCAAAGAUCUAUACUAAUAAUACUAACAGUACACUAUUAAUAGUUAUUAUUGCUUUUAUUGCUUAUUCUUUAUUAAAAAUGCUUUUGUUUAAUUUUGACCAUAGCAAUCCAGUAGGUUUGUUGCACAUACAAUCAGAUUUUGAUUGUAUGUCCAACAAACCUACAAUCUCAGAUGUUUAGCAAGAAUUAUACUAACUCUCUGUACUAACAAUGCCAAGUUAACUUUCUUAAAAAGUCAGUAAAAUAUCUCAAAUCACA